UAAAUGCCAAAUCCCUCGAUUCUUGGAUUUAUAUUCCCAAUUUCUUCAAAAAAAAAAUUCAAUUUUCAGAUCAAUCGGAGAAAUGAAUCACAACCGUCGAUAUCACGAGAGUCUUCUGAUUCGGUAGAUGGCGAUUUCAAAUGAGAUCGAAACCGCCAUUAACGAGCUUCCAUAUUGUUGAAAUCUCUCAACGUAUCUGAUGGAGAGUCAACAACAACAACAAUCACCGGACGUUGAAACGCCGUUGUUGAUCAAUUCAAAUCAGGAUCAUCAAGAACGACCUUCGCCGGAAACCGACGGCGGAGGAGGAGGAGAGGGUGUUAAUGAUGACCUAGACCGAACGCUGGAAUGGUUAGAGACGUUUCUGACGCUCCUUGGGUUUAAUCAAUCGUCUACACGAAGCCUUGUUUUGUCUUGGAUUGUGUUUUUAGCGAUUGGUUUGGUGCUUCCGGUUACAGUGUUGGAGCUAGGGCAUUGUUUAGGGUGUGAGAGAUAUCAAUACAAGAGUUUUGAGCUCAAUAUCGUUGUUUCACAGGCGUUGUUGGCUGGUGUUUCUUUGCUUUGUGUUUCUCAUAAUUUGAGAAAACAUGGAAUUAGAAAGUUUUUGUUCGUUGAUCAACUUAGUGGUCGAAUGGAUCGUCUCAAGGCUCAAUACAUUCAACAAAUCUUGAACUCUGUGAGGUUGCUUGCAGUUUGGUCGCUGCCAUGUUUUGCGUUGAAAGCUGUUCGUGAGAUCAUCCGAAUGUAUUAUGUGCCUCAUGACCAGCCGUGGCUAUCUGUUGCAAUUCUCUUGUCUAUGAUCUUGUCAUGGACUUACUUAAGCACUGUAUUUCUAGCUGCAAGUGCCAUGUUUCAUUUAGUAUGUAACUUGCAAGUUAUUCACUUUGAAGAUUAUGCAAAGCUCUUAGAAGGGGAGUCUGAAAUCUCCCUUUUCAUCUACGAGCAUAUGCGUUUGCGUCAUUAUCUUUCCAAAAUAAGCCAUAGGUUCCGCAUCUUUCUACUUUUACAGUUUCUGGUUGUCACAGCUAGCCAGUUUACUACGCUUUUCCAGACCACUGCGUAUAGCGGGCGUAUCACUUAUGUAAAUGGUGGUGAUUUUGCGGUCUCGGCUGUGGUCCAAGUUGUUGGAAUCAUUCUGUGUCUGCAUGCAGCAACAAAAAUAUCUCAUAGAGCUCAAGCAAUAGCAUCAGUUGCAAGUAGAUGGCAUGCGAUGAUGUCUUGCUCGUCUACAGAUUCAACUCAGAUAAGGACAUCUCCUAGUGGAGUUCACUUGGAGGCCACCACGAAUCCACCCAUCUCCUUUCCGAUUUCCCGUUCAGAUAGUGAUGUGGAAUCAAUGGAUCACUACAUGAGAAUGCCUUCUACUAACCACUUUCCUUCAUACAUGUCCAUGUCCUCAUAUCACAAAAGACAAGCUUUCGAUGAAUCCAGGCGGGAUAACGAUAUUCGGGUGGACAGUAGACAGGCAUUUGAUAAACACAAUAUUCUUCAUUGAGCUCUCUCUAGUUACUUUUGUACUUGGCAAGACUGUGGUUUUCGGUUCUGAAUGACCAAAAAAGAGAGAAGGAUUUGGUGUAUCAUGCAUAGCUUUUUUACCUUUUGCCAUAUAGUGAGAUUUUUCAAUUU
Messenger RNA from Arabidopsis arenosa, 1626 nucleotides. Lineage: Eukaryota; Viridiplantae; Streptophyta; Magnoliopsida; Brassicales; Brassicaceae. The record is from the annotation of a GenBank genome assembly.